Messenger RNA from Pungitius pungitius (ninespine stickleback), 2114 nucleotides. Its product is annotated as leucine-rich repeat-containing protein 27-like. The transcript is spliced from 11 exons. Gene Ontology annotation, molecular function: protein binding. The coding region runs from base 371 to 1702 and encodes 443 amino acids. The record is from RefSeq and is a predicted model, not a curated record. Lineage: Eukaryota; Metazoa; Chordata; Actinopteri; Perciformes; Gasterosteidae.
UGGGUAUCAUCUGCAUCCUCUGCUUUUAUUCUCAGAAGUUUAACUUUUUUUGCGAAAGUCGACAAUGAGAAUCAUUUGCAGAAACGAACGGGGCCCCGCAACCAACGCCGUGUCCACCUGUCUUGACCAAAGGACACGUGGGGCGUUGGUUUUAGUUUCUGUUGACACCGUUGCCAUGGUAACGACGUCAAACUCUAGAGGCGGUGUCUCCAGUUUGGCGUUACAUUUUCCAACAGUAUUAGUUCGUAUACACUAUUUUAGGAGCGUUUCACAAGGUGUUGAGAAGACACCAACUCCCCUCCACCGGCUACGAGUUACUUAUUUAAAUCCCAGGUUGCAAAGAAGCCAAAGCAAAAAAGACACCUGAAAAAUGGACGUCAGGCACCUCAGCGUCACUUCCACAGUGUCCUCCCCAGAGGAGGAGGAGGUUCCUAACCUGCAGCUAGGCUUUGUCUUUGGGAACAGUCUUGUGAAACCACAGACGCCCCGCAUCCUUUCACAGGAUGCUGAGCAACGGGAGCUCCCUGACUGUUACUCAACAGAGACGUUAUGUCUGAGCAGAACCCAGCUGAAGCACGUUGCAGAGAGUAUUUUGAAAAACAGCCGGCUAAAGUAUUUAUAUCUUGAAGGGAACCAGCUGUCCAGUAUGCCAGAUUCAAUGUUCAUCAGCUUGCCAAACCUUCUCUGGCUGGACCUCAGGAAUAACCAAAUUACAUCCCUGCCCGCUGAAAUUGGCUCGCAUAGGUCCCUGAAAACGCUGCUUCUGGAAGGAAACCCCAUCUCUGAACUUCCACCAGAGUUGGGAAAUGUGAUCACCCUCAAAGGCCUGAACCUGAGGAACUGCCCCAUCUGUUUCCCACCCCAACACAUAGUGAACGAGGGCCUACAGAGUAUCCUCCAGUACCUGAGGAGCGCCAUGGCCAUGCGGCCAGUUAGCGCCAGGAAGAGCCCCCCAGAGCUGCCCUUGGUGGAGAAGCUCCAGCUGUCGGAUCUGAUGGGGUCCAGCGUGGACGAGCAGGAGGAUGAGGACGAGCUGCAGAGGUUCAGGGAACUCAGACAAAAGAUGAUCGUGCUGGAAAAGGCCGAGCUGGUCUCAGCAGAUGGAGACCCGAAGUCACGUCUUCUUCCCGCCAUCAAAAAAAAAAAAGCACAUACCAGGGCCGGCGGGGUUCCCCACCCCCCCCUGUCUUGCACUCGGCAUUGGGAGAGGCCAGAGGAAAGGAGACAGGCUGCAUUGAAGGAGAUGGCGGAGAAGCAGGCGAUUCUCGAGCAGAGGAGAAAGAGCCAAGAAGCUCUUCGGAAGUGGCGUAACCAGGCAAAGAUCAACCAGGAGAAGAAAAGUCUCCAGCAGAAGAAACAUGCAGAACACAGAAAGCGAGAGGUAGCAGAAACAGAUUCAAAACCUGGUGUGGUUCAGGUGUCCCCAUUGUCCAUCCCAGAGUGUGAAGAGACCAGAUCAGCCCGCGAGCUGGAGCGGCGGAUCAGCGCCCGCGUGGACAAGAUGCAGGAGAGACGCAGGAAUCCCACGGGCACCACCACAGACCAGAUGGCAGCGGCAGAGAGAGACUUUGAGGAGAUGAGGAGGCUGCAGGCUCGGCUCUUGGAGAGGAAGAGGAAUCAGGGGGGCGAUCUUGGAAAGUGUUUUGCCAUUUUCAAUGGAGACACGUGGCCUAGUUUCAUUGACGAGUACCAGGGAUUGUAGUGUUCUGUUUGAGUUUUGAGGUUUUUUUUUGAUCUAUUCUCAGUAUUUGACGUCAAGACCAAGAACUUCAUCAAGGACCAUUGUAGUUCUCAUAUAAUAGAAAAUAAAGAUGAAAUGCAUUUACUCCAUGUGUGUUUUGAAGUGUAACGCAAAACACCCUUUCCAUUAUGCAAAGUUUAGUCACAUUUACCAUUUAUAUGAGCUCAUAAUCAUCCACCUCAAAUGAGCACAGUCGGUAUGGUACUGUCACUUCUUUACGUUUGGAAAUGAAUCUAUUCAGUAAAAGAAAAUAACUCAAACGACAUAUCAUAUUCCCUUUGUCAACUAUCUGAAAUACCAUGACUUGGAAUACAACUAAACUACAGUGUGAAUAAGUAGAUAAACCUGGGAAAUCAUUUAUUUUAACGUUUAA